Messenger RNA from Contarinia nasturtii (swede midge), 1639 nucleotides. RefSeq lists its product as uncharacterized. NCBI's taxonomy places the organism in Eukaryota, Metazoa, Arthropoda, Insecta, Diptera, Cecidomyiidae. Gene Ontology annotation, molecular function: protein binding. The transcript is spliced from 2 exons. The coding region runs from base 144 to 1583 and encodes 479 amino acids. The record is from RefSeq and is a predicted model, not a curated record.
AUUAGAAAUGUCAUGAUUAUUUCAUCAAUUGUGAAAUAGGUUUUUUAUAAAAUUAAUUUUUAAAAUUAAUAACAAUAUAAAGACAUUCUUCGGCAGCCAGGCUCAGUAAUUCAGAAGAACUGUUUCGUCACUCAUAGGAAGAAAUGAGUCAAUCGCGUGAUUUUAGAGAAUUUAUGCAACCGGUUGCUGGUUCAUCGUAUGGCGAAAAUUCACCGAAAUUAUUCAAAUUGAAUAUCGAUUGUUUUGAAACAAUAUUCGACUAUUUGUCAUUGACGGAUUUACAUUCAUUCGGUCAAACGUGUACGAGAAUGCAAAAGGUGGCCGGUACAUAUUUCAACCAGAAUUACUCAAGUGCCAAUCAUUCAUGGUGUAUCAAUGGAAUUCAUACAAAUUGGAUUGCAACGUGGGCAUUCAAUCAAUUUGUGCCAAGCAUUUCUAUCGACCAGUUCCAUUACAACUUGGAUAUCAACAAAUGCAAUGCAAUAAAUCGCAUUCAUCUCUACGAUUUACGAUUAGAUCAGAAUAAAAUUAAACGAUUCAAACGAAUCUUGGACCGUGUGGAAACGUUCCAAUUCAAUCGCUGUGCUGUUGAUGACUUUUAUGACUUGAUAUUGAAACACUGUACAAAUUUAAAACGAUUGUAUGUUCAACGGAAUACUUCAAUUUACCCAGAAGAAAGUAGAUACACUUGGUUGCAAUACGAAUAUCCUACUCUUGAGCAUCUGGAAUUCAUACCGUCAUCAGAUGAUGCACAUGUUUUUGAACUGAACAUAUUUUUCAUGCUUAAUAAAAGCGUUCAAAGAUUUUCGACUAGUGAACAUUUCUUAUGGAACAAUCGUCUAAUGUUUUUAAAUUUUGACGCAAAAUUGGACAUAUUGGAAAUUAAAGAAAAUAAUGUCUUUAAUAGAAACAACAGUCCGGAAAGCGGUACAUUGUUUUGGAAGUUAUUAAACCAACUGUACAAUCAAGGUUUUUAUAAACGUCUGUAUUAUUGUAUCGAUAAUGACAUUGAUAAGGGUCUCAGCAUGGAAUUGAGUGCGGUCAAAGGUCUUGAGUCAUUGCAGUUUUUCACAUUUAUUGAUGUGAGUAUUUGCAAUGGUUUAGCUCAACUCACCAAUCUAAGGGAAUUAAGGAUUAAAACAUCGAAUAACAUCGAUAUGGACAUUUUAGCCCGUGGUCUUGUGAAACUUGAACGUCUUUGCAUUGAAGGAACCAUUAAUGAUAUUAUACCAUUUAUUCGUCGAUCGACAAUAUUGAAGAAAAUCAAUUUGUUGCAGAAAUGCCAAAUGAAUCAAUUGUUUGAGAAUGUAGAUUGCAAAACUUUUAAUUUGGUGAAAUUGAACGCAGAGCGUGCCAGACUGCCGGGAGCACAAAAAGUGAUCAUUCAUGUAAGCGAGGAUCUAUACUUGAAAACGAAAUGGUCGGCAAGAAACGGUGACACUGACUUGAGCGUAAUAGAGUUGCGACGAGCUGAUUCGUAUCAAUGGGAUCCCUAUUUUUCAGUUGAACGUUCAAAAGCAUUCCUGUUACAAAAAAUAUCCCAAAAUAGUUCAUUUUAUGUUUUCGACUUGCAAUCGUUUUAAGUCGAUUGAAUUUUCCAAGUAAUUCCGGAAAAAUUAUAUCAUUUUUACCAAAUUCA